Molecule: messenger RNA, 926 nt
Organism: Setaria italica (foxtail millet)
Lineage: Eukaryota; Viridiplantae; Streptophyta; Magnoliopsida; Poales; Poaceae
Product: serine/arginine-rich SC35-like splicing factor SCL33
Exons: 6
Coding region: 50-673 (207 amino acids)
Molecular function (GO): RNA binding
Source: RefSeq, a predicted model, not a curated record
AAAAAAAAAGCUCCCGACUGAUCCGGCUCGUUGCGGUAAGCGUAUCAAUAUGAGAAGGGGUUACAGUUACAGUCCUUCGCCACCAAGGGGUUACAGGAGAAGGGCUCGCAGCCCGACUCCCCGUGAUUAUAAUGGUGACCGUGGUAGAGAUCUACCAACCAGUCUUUUGGUCAGGAAUCUCCGUCGGGACUGCAGGCCAGAAGACCUUCGUCGCCCAUUCGCACAGUUUGGUCGAGUUAAAGAUAUAUAUCUCCCAAGAGAUUAUUACACUGGGGAGCCCCGAGGAUUUGGGUUUGUGCAGUUUUAUGAUCCUGAAGAUGCUGCUGAUGCAAAGUACUACAUGGAUGGGCAAAUAGUUCUUGGCAGGCAAAUAACUGUUGUAUUUGCGGAGGAGAAUAGGAAGAAGCCUCAGGAGAUGAGAGCUAGGGACAGAGUCAGAGGUCGUUCCUAUGACCGGAGAUAUUCUCGCUCUAGGUCCCCUCCUUAUUCUAGGGGCCGUUCUCCUUCACGCAGCUACUCGAGGUCUCCUUCACCUCCGAAUCCAAAACACAGGCUCAGGGAGAGGUCCUACUCACGCUCACCUGUUGACAGCAGAUCAAGAAGCGGGAGCCCCUAUGAGGAGCGAUACCGCAGAUCCUCACCAAGAGAGAGGUCUCUCCCUGUUAGCGGAUGAAGUAGUCUUAUGAUCUGGAGCUACUACUGUGAAAUCAGCGCUUGCCGAGUGGUGACCUACUUGCUGUGUAUUUCUGAACCAUAUGAUCUGUGGUGUAUCCAAGAUAAUUCCCAGUAGUAUCGACAGACUAUCGUCAGAGUAUGGCAAUUCAGAACGUUUGUUACCAAUUCGGACCAUCUGUUGUCUGUAGAGUGAUUGCUUUGGGUGUAAUAGGCUGGUUUACGGUAUGAAUAAAGUUGGUUGGAUUACGAUA